AUGGUCGGUUCAGACUUGACAAUGACUGACAUUAUGAAUGCUACAGAAGCGUCACAGCUCACCGGCACAACACACCCACUGCCUCCAAGUGUGAACAUUGUAACCAACUCAAUCUUCGGUGUAAUAUACGUGAUUUGUCUCCUAUUCGGAACACCAGGAAACAUCUUGGCCUACUGUUACUUUAGGUCGGGCAGAGUACAACAGGGUGGUCAACAUGGAAGGAGAAAAGCCAGUGCCAACCAAGCUUACUUUGAUGAACUUUUCAAAAUAAUCUGUUUCACUGACAUGAUAAUUUGUAUAACAGUACUUCCUAACGCCCUGUCAUUCUUCGACGGUAGAAACCCGGUGUGGUUUGGUAAUGAAAUAUUCUGCAAUUGCUGGGGUCUCCUCUGGGAGAUUCUACCCUACUUCUCUGUGUUCCUGGUUUUUGUGAUGAGCAUUUCCCGGCUCACCGUCCUUAUCUCUCCUCUCCUUAACCUCAACUCUACUCUCAUGUUCUGCUUUGUCUUCGGGUACGGAGUUUACCUAACUCUGAGAUCAGUUAUCCCCGUUUCUCUGCACAUGGCAGACUACGUGUACGAUAGAACGGAUGUAUUUUGUUUCGAACUCCCAGCAACUGCAGGCUCCUAUUCAUCUUGGUAUUGGAAAUUCAACACUAUCUCCAGGCUUCUCCAACUGGCAUUUCCUAUCUUCCCCAUAAUUCUCAGCAGUGUAGCAAUCAUCUCAACCCUAGCAUUACUCUCCCGGAAGCAAACCAAGCGAAACAACACGAAAACGACCGGAUCCAGCGCAACAGUGACAGUCCUGAUCUUCACUCUGGUCUACGUCCUGUGUAACCUACCCGGCACAGCUAACUACCUCCUCAUGGUGCUGGCUCUGAAGGGUGGGUGCUCGGAGGAGUGUUAUCACACUGUGUACCGAGACUACCCCCUCCUUGUCUGGUACUCCUGGAACUUUACCUACGUGCUGUGUGUGGCUAUCAACUCGGCGCUUAACCCUGCUAUCUACUGUUUGAGGAUGGUGGAGUUUAGGGAUUAUAUGAGGAAUAGCGUGGUGGGGAGGGUGGAGAGGUUUGUGGGGGAGGCAACCACUCAAGGUAGGGCCAGAGAACCCGAGUUUUGCAGCACGGUUGGGAGUAGGACACGAUACGGAGUUGUAUUCUGCUCCACUGAGUGCGUUGAUAUUUAG
This is a messenger RNA of Bolinopsis microptera, 1188 nucleotides long. RefSeq names its product cysteinyl leukotriene receptor 2-like. The transcript has a single exon. Lineage: Eukaryota; Metazoa; Ctenophora; Tentaculata; Lobata; Bolinopsidae. The record is from RefSeq and is a predicted model, not a curated record. Gene Ontology annotation, biological process: G protein-coupled receptor signaling pathway. Gene Ontology annotation, cellular component: membrane. The coding region runs from base 1 to 1188 and encodes 395 amino acids. Gene Ontology annotation, molecular function: G protein-coupled receptor activity.